UUUCCCGGUUGGUUGAACCUUCCUUCCUACAAAUACGUCAAGAUCUAGAUGUCUCCUUUUCCGAUUGACACGCUAUUAAUUCUCUGCCUCGGCUUCGGAUUUGGUGGAUAAAAGUAAAACCCAAUGACGACAACUUUCAUUGCUACUUUGGGAAAUACGUAGUUUAAAAUUACCGCGAAAACUGAAGCAUCGUUAUCAGAGUUAUUAAUUUGGCGCUGUUCACAGGUGUAUUACGGAACGAUCGACCAAUUAAUGAUUUUAGUAACUACGCAUACAAGCGAGUCCAAGUUAAAGGUGACAUUUUACAAUUGGUUCCACAAAUAUAUUGGUUGUUAAUUACCGGAAUUAUCCGCUUUCCUGUCGACGUAUUGAUAAUUGACAAUGGGUAUAAAAUAAAAGUGAGUGUAUGAGUAGAAAUCAGUUGAUGUAACGAAGUGGUCAUUGGAUUCAUAAAGACAUACUCAGGUAGUUGUUAAGAAGGAAAUAUCAAAGAUGAAAGUAACCACCAAAGUGUGUUGUGAUGUCUUAUCCCUGGUGAUAAUAUCUCUAACGUUAUUCAGUGCCUGCCUAGCUGCUCCAUUAGACACAUACUACCAGACAGACGAUUCGGAAUUAAUAAAUCCACAGAGAUUGCAGCUUCUCAAAGAACUUAAAGAUAUGAUAGAACUAGAAGAAAGAAACAAACAAGAGGAAAUGGGUAAAACCUUUGUACAAAGUAAUGACGCCACAGGGCUUAUGAGAGUUAUGCCACAGAAGAGAUUUCGACCAUUCCGGACACAGACACGCGGAGGUGGUGUAGCAUUAUGUCUUUGGAAAGUUUGCCCUGCUGCUCCCUGGCUCGUAUCAAAAAGAUGAGCACACAUUUGCCUCAAUGAGCGCAACCAUGUGCUUUCAACGGUGGUACCAAAACACCUCCAAAUGACUUUAAAGUGAUAUAUUUUAGAUAAUAAAAUUGUUCUCUUAACAAGAUUAGACUUUUAAAACAUUUCCCUUUUCUGCCUUUUGGACAUACUAUAAGAUACAAAUAAAAUUUUUUACUUGUUUCAUAUUUAGAACUAUGUAGUACAAUUCAUUAUGAAAAUAAAAUCAAUAAAUAUAUAUAU
This is a messenger RNA of Mercenaria mercenaria, 1103 nucleotides long. RefSeq lists its product as uncharacterized. The record is from RefSeq and is a predicted model, not a curated record. The transcript is spliced from 4 exons. Lineage: Eukaryota; Metazoa; Mollusca; Bivalvia; Venerida; Veneridae. Bases 493 to 855 code for a protein of 120 amino acids.